UAUUGAACUGGGCGUCAUUUAAAACUGAUACCUUGACGUCGUUAAUUUCAUCUGCUAAACGAUAAAAUGGCAAGAUAUCUACCAACUCUCCUGUCUCUGAUAAUUAUCGCUGGAUUGUGUGGAAUCUUCGUCAUGGUGUUCAUCACGAAUGUGUUCUUCACGAAUAAACUCAGCAGAUACUCAGAUGAUGCUGUGUGUUCUCAUAUAUCUCCCGAUUUCAUUCGCGCACGCAGUCUGUUCCAGUCCACAAGGAAGGUAUCAAACGUGCUUAUCGUCACUCAUCCCCGAAGUGGUUCGACCUUGACCGGCGACAUCAUUCAGAAGUCAAAACACAGCUUCUACGCCUUUGAACCACUCCGAUUUGCAGCCGAGACCAUGCAACUUGGACAGCCGAUCACUUUUCUCAAUGGCACUCAACGUGUGUACAAUUACUCCCGAGAUGCGGCGUGGAUAGAAGCGGACUUGUUAUACAGAUGGUUUACAUGUGAUUUUUGUCGUGUAAACAUCAAAGAUCUGAAAAGCAAGUUUAUCGAGUCAUUCUCGACCAAUUUAAGGACAUAUGCAUAUUGUCUUAAACGACACUAUUAUAACCGUCCUUCACGAUGUGUGAUUCAUCUGCAAAGAACGUGCGAAAAAGCACGAGUCCGCUCCAUCAAAACAGUGCGCUUGCUCAGUUUGGAAUCCUUGGCAAUUUUGCUGGAAAGGAUGCCGAGCCUGAAAGUCGUAUAUCUAGUCAGAGAUCCAAGAGGACGGCUUGCAUCCCAAGCUUCUUUAGACCCAACGGAAUGGAACAUUGUAUCAGAACAAGCUAAGAUUAUGUGUAAACAAAUGUUAGAAGAAUUAAGCUAUCUAAAGACAAUAUGGAAACCUUAUUCCGAACGACUGAACAUUCUUAUUUACGAAAAAUUUGCAGUUAAUCCCGUAGAUUCAUCAAACAGAUUGUUUAAGUUUUUGGAUAUGGAUUUUAGUAGGUAUUUAGAGUUAUUUGUGAAGAACAUCACUCAUGCAAAUGCUGAUAAAACGAGUUGUUAUUGGUGUACGAAGCGAACGGACUCACAGGAAACAGCCACCAGGUGGCGCAGGGAUAUAGACUUCCGCAACGUAAAGGCAAUAGAUAAUCAGUGCAAUAGUGUGUACAAUCAGCUAGGAUAUAUCAGAUUUAAGAAUGAAGUUGAUCUUAGAAAUAUGUCAAUAUCUGUUAUAGAGGAAAUCGGCAGCCACGAUAUAUUUCUCUGAAUAGUUAUUGCAUUGUUAUCGAUGUCGUAACACCCAUUGUAAAUUGUAUCUGUCUGCGUCUUUCAAACAUGUAAUGAAUUCUGCAGCCAUCGCUCUUCCAUGUUUUUCUUGCUUUACUAUUCUAGAAUCAUAGGUGCUUAAACAUAAUGCAAUAUAUGUUUUACAUCUUGUUUAUACUGUUACAUACUAUAC
Pecten maximus is the source of this 1428-nucleotide messenger RNA. Its product is annotated as carbohydrate sulfotransferase 1-like. Gene Ontology annotation, molecular function: N-acetylglucosamine 6-O-sulfotransferase activity. The transcript has 3 exons. The record is from RefSeq and is a predicted model, not a curated record. The coding region runs from base 67 to 1236 and encodes 389 amino acids. Gene Ontology annotation, biological process: N-acetylglucosamine metabolic process; sulfur compound metabolic process. NCBI's taxonomy places the organism in Eukaryota, Metazoa, Mollusca, Bivalvia, Pectinida, Pectinidae.